UGACCUGGGAGUCCACGUCGAUGGCUUCAUAGCGAACGUAGCGCACAGUUUUGUCAUAGACGCCUCCAAGGAAAACCCGGUGUCGGGCCGCAAAGCCGAUGUCAUCAAAGCGGCUCAUCUCUGCGCCGAGGCCGCUCUGCGCCUGGUGAAGCCUGGGAACCAGAACACGCAGGUGACGGACGCGUGGAACAAAAUCGCCCACUCGUUUCACUGCGCGCCCAUCGAAGGGAUGCUGUCGCACCAGCUGAAGCAGCACGUGAUCGACGGGGAGAAAACCAUCAUCCAGAACCCCACAGACCAGCAAAAGAAGGACCACGAAAAAGCCGAGUUUGAGGUCCACGAAGUUUACGCCGUUGAUGUUCUCGUCAGCAGCGGAGAGGGAAAGGCCAAGGAUGCGGGCCAGAGAACCACGAUCUACAAAAGGGACCCGUCCAAGCAGUACGGCCUGAAGAUGAAAACCUCCCGUGCCUUUUUCAGCGAGGUGGAGCGGCGCUUCGACACGAUGCCGUUCACUCUCAGGGCGUUCGAGGAUGAGAAGAAGGCCAGGAUGGGGGUGGUGGAGUGCGCCAAGCACGAGCUGCUCCAGCCCUUCAACGUCCUCUACGAGAAGGAAGGGGAGUUCGUUGCGCAGUUCAAGUUCACGGUGCUCUUAAUGCCCAACGGCCCGAUGAGGAUAACCAGCGGCCCCUUCGAACCCGAGCUCUACAAGUCGGAGUUCGAGGUGCAGGACGGCGAGCUGAAGGGGUUUGUAAAAGCCCAAAAAUCCCAAAAACAGGGGAGGGGCUGCG
Molecule: messenger RNA, 788 nt
Organism: Mesitornis unicolor (brown roatelo)
Lineage: Eukaryota; Metazoa; Chordata; Aves; Mesitornithiformes; Mesitornithidae
Gene: PA2G4
Product: proliferation-associated 2G4, 38kDa
Source: RefSeq, a predicted model, not a curated record